Messenger RNA from Cyprinodon variegatus (sheepshead minnow), 5909 nucleotides. Its product is annotated as mucin-19-like. Gene Ontology annotation, cellular component: extracellular matrix. The coding region runs from base 1 to 5718 and encodes 1905 amino acids. Gene Ontology annotation, molecular function: protein binding. The record is from RefSeq and is a predicted model, not a curated record. The transcript has 44 exons. Lineage: Eukaryota; Metazoa; Chordata; Actinopteri; Cyprinodontiformes; Cyprinodontidae.
AUGAAGAGGAAACUGGUGGACAGCCCUGCGCUUUCCUGCAGCCAGAAAGCAUCCAGCACCAUGGACACAAGGAGAUGGAUGCUGCCUCUCUGCUUCUUCUUAGCUUUGGCUUUUAGGGCGGGUGAAUCUAUGGGAACACCUGAGUCUCAGAAAUAUAUUUGCAAGACAUAUGGCAGCGGAGUCAUCCAGGCUUUCAAAGGUUCCCUUUUCUACGUGCGCUCAAACUGUCCGUUCACCUUCACCCGCUUCACCCACAAACGAGUCAAGUGUGACAUCACCAUACGGCGAGGACCGAAUGGUUUGGUGAACCUAAUCGAGAUUAUCAUCAACAAGGUCAAGACCGUGGUGCAGAAUGGAACCAUCCUGGUAGAGAAGAAAAGGGUUUCCCUUCCAUAUGACCACACCUACCAGCACAUAUAUCAAUACGGCAUCUACACCAGACUGAGGAGCUCAUUACUCCCUCUCUCAGUUACCUGGAACACAGUAGCAGGAGGACUUGACAGUGUUUGGGUUGAACUAGAGCAAAAGCUGAGCUCUGACUUGAGUGGACUUUGUGCAAUACAUAAGACAGGUAUGGCAUCACAAAGGAUAUUAUUAAAUUGUCUGAUUUCUGACAACACCUGCUACAUUCAGGACCUCAACCCGCGUCCCAACUUGCUGUGCAGAGACUUCUUCUCACACACGCUCGACUGUCUAAAUUUCCAAACACCCAACUACAUCGCCCUCUGUGAUGAAAACCUUUACACCUUUGAAGGCGACAGCGACAUUGCAUGUGCUUUCUUCAAAGAGAUUGCACUGCUGUGUGGAAAAAGGAGCCAUAUUUGGGACAAGUGGAGGACCAUAGCCAACUGUGCUCCACAAACGUGUCCAGGUGACCUGGUUUACAUCGAGGAGGGUUCUCCUUUUGUGCCCAGCUGCUCAAACCAGGACCCCAGAUUCACCACCCUGGAGACCACCAGCUCCUGUGUCUGUCCUGCAGAUGCGGUGCUGAAUGAUCACACUGAUGGAUACCAAUGUGUGGGUGUCCACAACUGUCCGUGUGUAUUCAAUGAUCAGAUCUACUCUCCUGGAGGGAUACGCACCACCAGAUGUCAAACAUGUCAGUGUGAUAGUGGGAAGUGGCAUUGCUCUGAAAACUCCUGCCCAUCCAGAUGUCUCAUUGAAGGACAGUUUGUGACAACAUUUGAUGGCAAACAGUAUGCGGUUCCUGGUAAAUGCACAUACAUGGCAUCGCAGGACUCCAACUGGUCUAUUGAAAUUGAGUUUUCUAAAACUCGACCAUCAUUGAAGGCAGUACGUGUACAGAUUUUACAGGAAAUAUUUACGUUCACACUAAGCAAGGUCACAGUUGGAGACCAAGAGAUUACUGAGCUCUACCAAUCUGAUCUAGCACUGAUUUUCUGGCAGUCCUCAAUGUAUGUAGAAGUAAGUACAACCGUUGGUGUAGCGCUUGGAGUCCAGGUGUUUCCUGAGCUCCAGCUGUCAAUCACACCCACAAAGACUACUGGCCAGAUCUCAGGUCUUUGUGGAAACAGGAACAAUGAUACCACAGAUGACUUCACUACCAGCAGCGGGAUCAUCGAGAGCUCCGCCAAGCUAUUUGCUCUAUCCUGGAGUUUAGGAUAUUGUUCAGGGGAUAUCCCAAACGUUUGCAUCAAUACUGACAAUGAAAUGUUUGCAGAUGAGAAGUGCUCUGUAUUGUAUGAUUCAAAUGGGAUAUUUGCCAAGUGCCACGGCCACAUUCCGACUGACCAGUUCCAUGACGCUUGCAUCCAGAAAACAUGCAACUGUGGGAAUAAUCUACAGCAAUGCCUGUGUUCUUCUUUGGGAAGUUAUGCUAAAGCGUGUGCUAAUGUGGGUAUAGAUCUUGGCAACUGGAGGAGAGCCACCAACUGCACUGUGAAAUGUCCAACGAACCAGGAGUUCUCCUACAAUGUCCGGGCAUGUAAUAAUACAUGCCUUUCGCUGUCUGGGUAUGAUCCUCGCUGCGAGCUGGACAGCCCUCCAGCAGAGGGAUGUGGCUGUCCAGAGGGAACCCAUCUGAACCAAGACGGAACCUGCGUCCCAAAGGGGCAAUGCAUGUGUUAUCACAGUAGGGGUGUUACACCACCAGGACCUGUAGUUAUUGAUGGGCGACAAUGCCUUUGUGAGGAUGGAAAACUCCACUGCUCCAAGGACUGCGGUUGCAGAAAUGGGAAGGUUUGUGUUCACUGCUCAGAGUUUGAAGUCAACACAGCUCAGAAAACCUGCGACAGUCUCAGUAAACCUUUGGGUGCCAAUGUGAGCUGCGAGAGUGGCUGUUACUGCCCUCUGGACCAAUAUGAGGAUCACAAUGGGAGAUGCGUUCCCAGAAAUAAUUGCACCUGUAUGUACAGUGGCAAAGUGUUCAGUGCUGGAGAGUUUGUCAAAACCAACUGUAAAACAUGUACCUGUAACCAGGGCCAGUGGAGCUGCAAAGAUGAGGAGGCGUGCUCAGGGAAGUGUCAGGUUUAUGGAAAUGGACAUUACCAGACUUUUGAUUCUAAAUGGUUUCGCUUUGAUGGACACUGUCAGUACACACUGGUAGAGGAUUACUGCGGGAACAGAAAUGGUUCCUUUUCUGUCCGAGUGGAGAGUGUGCCCUGCUGUGAUGAAGCCCUCACCUGUUCUCGUACAAUUAUUCUAGAUCUGGAGGAUAAAGUCACGCUAACACUGAGUGAUAUGAAAGUCACCAGACACCUCAAAAGUGGUUGGACUUUGGAGCAAGAGCCCCUUUACAAGACGCACACUGUGGGACUGUAUAUAGUAGUCUCUGUGCCAAGCAAAGGUCUAACUCUCAUUUGGGACAAAAACACAAGGAUCACCAUAGAACUCAAUCCUGACUGGAGGAACAAAGUCUGCGGUCUCUGUGGCAACUUCGACUCCAAUGAGAUGAAUGACCUUCAGAUAAUUGGCUCAGCUGUGGUGAGCAGUCCACUAGCUUUUGGAAACAGUUGGAAGAUCAGCACUCCUCCUUGCUCUGAUGUGACCACUGAGAUAUUUCCAUGCGAACGUCACUCCUAUUGUUCUGCAUGGGCCCAGCGGCGCUGUAUGAUCAUUAAAGGAGACACAUUCAGGGACUGUCAUUUAACGGUGGAUCCAGAGCCCUACUACCAAGCCUGUGUGCAGGAGUCAUGUUCCUGUGAGUUUGAAGGAAAGUUCUUGGGUUUCUGCACAGCAGUGGCUGCCUAUGCAGAGGCCUGCGGUGAUCUGGAUGUUUGCAUGAACUGGAGGACACCUGAUUUGUGUCCUGUCUACUGUGACUACUACAAUGAGCAAGGCCAGUGUAGGUGGCACUAUGAAUCCUGUGGAAGGAUACUGACCUGUGGAACUCCCAACCAUUCUAAUCAAAAGUUGGAAGGCUGUUACCCAAGAUGCCCUAAGGAAUCUCCAUACUUUGAUGAGAAUACUGGCAGAUGCACUGAAUUGAGAAACUGUUCCUGCCUUUUCAAUGAAACAAUUGUCCCACCAGGAGAAGGAGUCAUUAUAGACUUCAUUUUAUGUUCUUCAACCUCAACGCUGGGAACUACAGUUUCUACACCACCAUCUACAACUUCUUCAACCUCAACGCUGGGAACUACAGUUUCUACACCACCAUCUACAACUACUUUAACCUCAACGCUGGCAGAUACUGUUUCCACACCUGCAAUCACAACUUCUUUUACUUCAACACAGGGGACUACUAAUUCUACAACUACUUCAACCUCAACUCUAGGUACCAGUGUUUCUAUUCCUGAAACUACAAUCUCUUUAAGCACAGCAAAGGGUUCUACCAUUUCCACAGAGCAAACCACAACAGCUAAUAUAAUAACUAAAUUACCGUUGACGACAACAGAGCCCUCUACAGAUAGCCAAAAAGACUGCGUCUGCAAAGACCUGAAGCUGAAAAAAGAAUGGGCUUGUGGUGAAACUUGGACAGAGGACUGUUUCAUCAAGACCUGUGUAAAUCAAAAAAUAGAGCUGACCCCUGUGGUUUGUCCGGAGCUUGUUAUUCCUGAAUGUCCCAGGGGUCAAUUAAUAAAGAUCUCUGAUGGAUGCUGUGAAACGUGGCAGUGUGACUGUCGCUGUGAGCUCUACGGAGACCCACACUACAUCUCUUUCAGUGGAGUAACUUUUGAUUUCCUGAAAGACUGCACCUACACCCUCGUGGAAGAGCAAUCCCCACAGCAUCACCUGGCCAUUGUGGUGGACAAUUUCUACUGUGCACCAUCACUCCCAGGCUCCUGUGUUAAAGCUGUUAUUGUGAAGUAUCAGAACAACACAGCUAAACUUACUAUCACCACGCAUCCUGUUGGUAUCAAGGCCACUCUGAAUAACAAGAUCGUUAAGCCACCCUUUAAGGCGCAGGGGAUGAUGUUUGAAACCACAAACUACAAAGUGUCAAUCGUCCUUCCUGAGAUCCGAUCCUUUGUCUCUCUCUCCCCGUCUUUCACGCUAGUGGUCAACCUGGCCAUGGAGCACUUUGUCAACAACACCCAAGGACAAUGUGGUGUGUGUGGUGGUGCAUCAUGCAUCCGUAGAGGAGGCCAGAUUGAGGACAACACCUGCUGUGAUAAAACAUCCUAUGACUGGCUAUACUAUGACCCUUUGAAGCCGGAGUGUUUUUCCGCACCGGUCGAUGUACCGUGUGUCACCGAUGAUCCCCCGGAACCCACUGGACCCCCACCUACCUGUGUACCAAACUCAUUAUGCCAACUGCUUGACCACCCGGUGUUUACUAACUGCAGCAAAUAUGUCAAUAUGACUAUCAUAAAGAAGAGUUGUGAAUUUGAUUCGUGCACAACUCUAAAUGCUUCCUGCUCUUCUUUGGAACAAGCAGCAAAGGAAUGUAUACAUGCUGGUUUCUGUGUUGACUGGAGAGAACUGACUAAUGGAAGUUGUGAUGCGGAAUGUCCCAAGGGAUUGAUUUAUAAGGAAUGCCAAGAUAAAAAAGAUGACUUCUGCUUUGGAGGAGUCGUUAACUCAGGGCCCAGUCUGGUUCAGACCAGCUCCGGAUGUUUCUGCCCUCCAGGACUUAUCAGGGCAGGAAGCCACUCAAAUGUUUGUGUGAAUCAAUGUCCUUAUUGUAAAGGACCACUCGGGGAGCCUAAGUUUCCUGGAGAGGUUUGGGAGUCUGAUUGCCACCUGUGUAUAUGUAGUAAUCAGACCUUCGCUGAGGAGUGUGUUCCAAAACCUGUUUUACCACCGCCAGUCUGUUCCCCAAAUGAAACCUUGGUGAACACCACUUGUUGUGGUGAUCCGAUUUGUGUUGAGAAGACCUGCAGCUAUCAUGGAACCACAUACAGGUUGGGAGACACAUGGAAAGACCCCAAUGAUCCCUGCUUGUCCUUUGUCUGCACUGAGGAGGGGAUCCAGAGUGAAUCUGUCUGUCCAACAGAGAUUUGUCCUGAGGGUAAAAGGAAGAACCAAAGCUGCUGCUUCACCUGUAACCAGACCUGUGCACCCAAGCUGUCCAAAAUGAACGUCACUAUUAAUGAGUGCUCCACUGUCAUCGAAGUACCUCUGUGUGAGGGCCACUGCCCGUCAAAGCCCUGGAUAUCUUUAGGCGAAUACCUGCAUGUGGAGCAGGACUACAGCUGCUGCCAGGCGCAGAGCUCAGAGUUCAGAGAGCUGGAGGUGGAAUGCUCUGAUCUCACUACCAGGAGAUAUACCUACAAGCAUGUGACUAGCUGUGAAUGUAGAGCUUGUGGUGCACUCUGAGGAGCAACCACAAUCAAUGUAUUUGCACCUUCAACUUUGAUUCUAUUAUACUCCAAUUUAACUGAUCAAUGGUGGAAAUGUUUGUUACUGAAAAGAAUCUUUUUAUCAAGAAAUUACUAAAUAAUCUUUAAAUCACAAGAGAAAGAAUCAUUUAUUGUGUUUUCCUGCAUUGAAGUGUUCAACGUAUUCAA